This is a messenger RNA of Pseudogymnoascus verrucosus, 4908 nucleotides long. RefSeq lists its product as uncharacterized. The transcript has 2 exons. The record is from RefSeq and is a predicted model, not a curated record. Gene Ontology annotation, biological process: mRNA export from nucleus. Gene Ontology annotation, cellular component: transcription export complex 2; cytoplasm; nucleus. Lineage: Eukaryota; Fungi; Ascomycota; Leotiomycetes; Thelebolales; Thelebolaceae. Bases 171 to 4649 code for a protein of 1492 amino acids.
CCAAGAGCUGAAUCACCAAACAAUAGAUAACGACUCUCCAACCAUCGCCACACACGACGCUAUUUCUCCUCCCACAAUCGAGGAAUGGCACAAGACGACACAUCUCCCCUUCCCGAUCGUCUGUGAACGAUGAACUCCUUUGAACUGCGGCUCCAGCGACAAUAAACACAAUGCAGCGCGGCACUUCAAACCGCGGGUCGCGUGGCACGCCUGCCGGCACGAGGGGUUCAUCUUUCAGAGGGCGAGGGAGGGGAGCUGCACGAUCAUCGGGCUCCUCCAAUUCUACCCCCGAGCCGACCACCGAGAAUUCAUUCGAGGCCGAACGGAAUGCGAAUGCCGCCAAACGAUCGCAGCGCGGACAACCAAGAGGUGGCAGCGCAAGCCUCCGAGGCGCCCCAGAAGCAAGAGGAGCUUUCAAAAACAAAACUGUGCGAUUCUCCAGCCCACCGGCACAAGACAAAAACGCACCACAACCACAGAAGUCAUUCACCAUCUCAAAGAAACCUGGUUCAGCGCCUCCCAAGAGCAAGCUAUCCCAAACGACAAGCGCAUCCGAUCCGGACGACCAUACUGCGAAAAUUGAGAAGACUCUACAACAAAAUGGACUUUCGACUUAUCCAGACUGGCCAACGGAGCGGCCUGGAGAUCCCAGUGAGAAGGAUGCGAUUAAAGGAUUCUGGAACACCACCAAGGCAUACCGCGCGAAAGUUCGAACCGUGCUGAUGAACAAGGGCCUCAUUGACGAUCCGGACAAGCCAAAGAAGCUCAGUGAAGCUAUCGACUUCAAAGGAACUUGCGAUGGGAUGUGCCCAAGGUUCGAGCAGAUUACUCGGAUUAUGGAACACGAUGUGAAGAACUUGGAAAAAGAACUGGCGUUCGAUGGAUCUCUCUGGCCCGCUCCCCAGAAAAUGAUCAAAGCCUACGGCCGUUCGUCUGCAGGCCAGGAUGCACCUCUCCCAAGCGAUAUCCGCAUGCCCUCUGCGCUGAGGAAAACCUUGGACUACCUGAUUCAGGAUGUCCUCGGCGACGAGAAUAGGCUUGCGACAGUCCACAACUUCCUUUGGGAUCGCACUCGCUCAAUACGUCGCGACUUCACAUUUCAACAGGCGUCUCUCACUGCAGCGGAUUAUAUCGAUGAGGUAUACUGUUUGGAGACGAUAGCUAGGUUCCAUGUCAUCGCCUUGCAUCAGAUGUCCAACCCUUUCAAUACUUCGGACGAUUUCUCUGAGCACCAAGAAAUCGAACAGCUUGGCAGGACCCUGCUCUCUUUGAUACACACCUACGAAGACUGCAAAUCCCAGAAUAUCCAGUGUGACAACGAGGCUGAAUUUCGGGCGUACUUCGUGAUCUAUCAUGCCCGCAACCCUGCCAUGAUGGAAGCUGUCCAAGACUGGGGCAAGGAUUUUUGGGACAGCGAUGAGAUCCAGACUGCUACAGCGCUUGUGGAAUGCCUGCACAACAUCUGGGAAAUCAAUGGCCCCUUAAAGCCACAGUCCGCCAGCGAAAUCGCCUUGAAUAUGUAUAGCCGAUUUUUCAAAAUUAUCCGCCAACCUGAAGUCUCCUACACAACAGCUUGUUUUGCAGAGAUCCAUUUCAACAGUGUUAGAAAGACGGCACUGAUGACGAUACUCUCGGCAUAUCGCAAACAGAGAGAGCAAACAACGGACUGGACGCUUCCUACGCUGAACACCUAUCUCCACUUCGACACGCUCGACGACGCGGAAGCAUUUAUCGAAGGCCACGGGCUUUAUAUCAAGGAGGGACCAGAGGAACCUUAUCUCGAUUUCAAUUCUGGGAGCUCGUUAACGGAGCCGGAAACGAAGAUCAAGCAGCCUCACUCGAAAACAUUGGUGGAAACGAAGCGUGGCCAGAAAACAUUGCCGGCGUGCAUAUACCACAACGCCUUCGCGGAUGCCGAGAUUCCAGUGGUGGAUGACAGUAACUCCCUGUUUGUCUCCGGGUUUGAUGAUGGAUCCAAUGUAUUUGCCAAAGCGCCUGCACAAAAUCAAAAUAUCUGGGGGUCUCCUGCAGUUCAGGACUUUGGAAAGGGACCGACCCAACAGCAGAAUAUCUGGGGUGCUCCAGCCCAAGUGGCUGCAAAGGCUCCUAUAUUUGGUGCGCCGACUCCAGCCGCGCCGCUGAAAAAACUCGGAGGCUUCAUUGAUAGCGAUGAUGAGUCGACAACCAGAGUACCGACCACAACCCCGUCUAUUUUCGCGCCUACGUCAAACACACCUGCCGCAGCGCCGUCUUUUAGCUGGGGUGCACCCGCAGCGCCAGCCGCGGUGUCGUUCUUCCCCCCUUCUCAAACAACCAACGCGCCAGCUGCAACUUUCCUCGCGCCACCCAGCAAUAUUGGGGCUGCCCCUUCUAUAUUCUCAAAGCAGCCGGGCACCGAAGCACCUAGCCCUUUCUCUUUCGCGCCGACUGCGGCCCAAAGCCAGCCAGCAGCCCUUCAACCCGUCACUCAACCACCCACUACAUCCUUCUUUCCGGGAAUACAACAGACGAAACCAACUGCAGCAGGUGGCACCCCGUCCGCUUCGUCAAUAUUCGCACCAGCGGCAUCACCAGGAGCAAAACCGCCCGCUGCAACAACUCAAGCCCCGGGGUCAUUUUCAUUCCUUUCACAGGGGGGCGCUGCACCCACACAAACCACAUCAUUAUUUGCACCGAAGACGGGGGAAGCACAACCUCCUGCCCCUGUACCGACCGCUCCUUCUUCGUUCUUCCCCUCUGCCACUCAGGUUCCUGAAACAUCGUCGCCUUUCAUGCAGCCUGCUUCAAAUAUCGAAACAAACAUACCAGCGAUCAAAGAAAGUCUGGGAGCAGCAAAACCACUGUUCACCCCUUCUAUUUCCACAGGCCAGGCUCCCGCGACAGCGACGGAACCUACCACAACUGCGGCACCUCCACUACAACCUCCGUCAAAUUUCUUCCCUACUGCUGGAAGCGGAGCUACACAAGCUGUAAAUAUUCCACCAGCGCCACCAGUAACACAACAUCAACCUGCCCUGCCUCCAUUUGGCGCUAUUGGCAACGUUCCCCCUCCACAAGCAGGAGCUCCGGAGAAACCUCCUGGGGAGCAAGUUCGAUACAAUUGGCUUGCGCCGCCAUCGACAAAGCGUGCCAAACCAGCGGUAUCAAGCACGGAGAAGAAGGCUGCCGAUAUGCAGCAAAGCCUACCAAUGGCAACUGCGGCGAAGAAAGUUGACUCUUCGCCAACUAGCAAGACAGUCGUAUCCAACCUGACGCCUUAUUUGGCGGAUCUGGCCUUAUUUGGUGAUGGCGGUAUUAUUGAUCAGUUCACAGCUGCCGAAGUUGACAAGGCGUGUCGGGCCGCAUACGACGAAUACUAUGAAGAGCUUGAAUCUGCUGCAGCCGAGGUCGUUGAAGAAGAGAAGAAAGCCCGGCUUGAGGCUGACGACUUUAGGCAGUACUCGCUCGGGGUAAAAUACUUCUAUCGCUGGCGUGCAAAUGCGCAAAAACUCUGGCAGCGUAGACGUGGCAGACAGGCACGCGAACAGCGGAAACUAAUGGCUGAGCGAGACCAAGCUUUAGCGCAAGAGGCAAAUGAGAAUAUAGUGGGGGACUUCAAUAGGAUUCUGGCGAGUUCAAGAAAUAACAAGCGGAAGACCCAGGAGGAUUUGCUGGCAUCUACGGGCGUGCUAAGUGGCAUUCGAAACUCCGCCGCAAAGAUUAGGAAGGUCGUCCACGGAGAUAUGGCGCCACCGCCGCAUCAAAGAUCAACAACGCCAACAGGAAGCCCGCGAACUGAAAGCCGCUUCGGCAGGUCGACGUCAUCUCUCGGCCAUUCAACUUCAUCGUUACAAUCACUCAUUGAUCCAGACCAUAGGGCUCGCAGCACCACCGUUAGAGACCCCAGCCUCAGGUCUUCUCACAAACGAACCCAAUCAGAAUCUGUGGGCCAGAAAGCACCUCUCAACAUGUCUGUUGGAGGCUCACGCAUUCAUCUAAUGCCAUCCGGUUGGAAUCCAAAAGACGACAAAGGCCCGAAACCCAACAACGUCCAAACGGAUUAUUUCCGUCUCAAAGCCCGCGGAAUCCACACGAUGCCAAAUGGGUCACCACUUGCAAGCUCUGCAGCGCUGCUCAUGAGGCCUAGCCUGAUCAAUAGUGUGAGGCAGUCAAUGUCGACAAGUGCUGCGAGCAGCGUCAGCAGCGGUUUAGCCACGCCGGACAGGCAGCUAAAACGUUCCAUCUCUAAACUUUCACUCUCUGCACCGGCGAAGCGCUUUAGGACAGAUCCGCAGCCGAAGCCGAGCCCCAGCAACAAGCAAGAGGCGGAUGAUAUCAAGGCAAAUGCAAGGAGGAUUAUGAACGAGGACGCCUCGAAGAGGCGGAAGGAGGAAGACAGACGGAGGAGCUUGGAGAAGGAGAAGACAAGGGAUGAGGAGAUGGAAGAGCUCUUCAGACGGAGUAGGAAGUUGAAAGACGACAUGGCACAGGGCGAAGAAUGGUUUAAGAAGUAUAAUGAGAGUUGGAGCAGAAGCGCGUCUCGGAAUUUAGAGUCUGCGGCUACAUCACGCGAGAACACUAGACCGACUCCUACUUCUGCGCCUCAACGUACAGGGCCUCCUAACAAUAGAGGUCCUGUUCGCGAGCCGGAGGUGAUUGAACUGGACUAAGAAUUAGGAGGAGGGUAGGCGUUGAGGAUAUAGUUGGUGGAUGCAUAUGAAUGGCGUUUAUUUGAUUGAGAUACAACUCUUGUAACAAAGCAAGCAAGCAUUUGAUGGCGUUCGAAUCGACCUAUCUCAGAUAGUCCGGGGGAUUUUUUUAUACUACUAUAGAACCAAGGAGGCCUUGGAGGGGCGCGUAUAUAGCAGGGAUUGCAAGUGGCAAAUAUAAGUUGAACAACUACGUUUGAUAAUUGAUAUUGCAGAAUAA